GGUCGGCGCGGUCUGUAUCCAUGACUGACAUUCUUUCUCGUUUGUCCGCUCUUGAGGGAACGUCUGAAGGGCCGGCAAUCCCCUUGGCGGCAGUGGAUACACACGCUAUAGAGGAGGAUGUUGUCGGGACAGCAGCUGGGGAAAUUGUGGCAAACUGGCCGGCAGAAGCGGGCCAGCUAGCGUUGGUGGUCCAGCCUCCUGAAGCGGAGGGUGCUGUGGGUCGUCAGGAGAGGGUACGGAUCCUCAUCUGUGGCCACAGCAUGAUCUUCUGGGCGGCGCACCAAGCGAGAAGAUCCUGGAUCGGGUCCCAGCUUGGACUCAGCCGGUGGGCUACCAUCGAGUGGCAGGGCAGAAGAGGCCUACGUUGGGCGGGGCUGCUGCCACUCUUGUUUGAGGGGAGGUCCGCCCCUCCUCCUCAUAUUCUGGUAGUUCAUCUUGGUGGGAACGAUCUGGGGCUAAUGAAAGGGGUAGCCCUUUCUUGGCAGGCUCGGGACGACUUCUUGGAAAUCAGGAAGCGAUGGCCCGGCUACUCCACAUUGAAGGUCCAUGUCUGCUUUUUAGGGCCAGAUUACACUUUUGACAUUUCAACUGUCAGUUCCCAAGUUCAUGCUAUCACGAUCAGCACCAUGGACAGAUCUGAAGGUUCCAUAGUGGAUUCUGUCCACAUCACUCACAUCCUAUAG
Molecule: messenger RNA, 683 nt
Organism: Eublepharis macularius
Lineage: Eukaryota; Metazoa; Chordata; Lepidosauria; Squamata; Eublepharidae
Exons: 3
Coding region: 21-683 (220 amino acids)
Source: RefSeq, a predicted model, not a curated record